GGGCCAGCCGUGCGGAUGGUCUGUCUCUCCCACUCUGAUGCUUGUUUUGUGUCUUGAGGGAGGGCGUUUUAUUUUUAAAUUUUUUUAACAUAUCCGCGCGACAGCCUGGUUUCUUUUCAGCUAGACUGCACUCGCGUUUCUCGGCGAAGUCAUGGCAGACCGCGGCGUGGAUUUGUCCGCCCUGCCAAAAGAGGUUAGAGACCAAUUGGCGGAGUUGGAUCUGGAGCUGUCUGAAGGUGACAUCACGCAGAAGGGCUAUGAGAAGAAGAAAGCCAAGCUGCUGGCCUCCUACAUCCAACAUUUGCCAAAUGUGGACCUGUCUCUGCCAGAUGUGCAGCUUUCCCCGGGCCACAGUGCUGACCCUAGCCCCAGUCCUGAGGCCCCGGGCCCCUCCACAUCUUCUGCCUCCAGACACCACCGUGCACAUCGCAGUGGAGGGGCCAGGGAUGAGCGCUACAGAUCAGACAUCCACACGGAGGCUGUGCAGGCAGCACUGGCCAAACACAAAGAAGAGAAGAUGGCACUGCCCAUGCCAACCAAGAGACGCUCAGCCUUUGUUCAGUCUCCCAUAGAUACCUGCACACCUCCAGACACAUCUUCUGCAUCAGAGGAUGAGGGCUCACUGCGCAGAAAGGCAGCUCUCAGUGCAGUGCUAGCCCAGAGCCUGCAGAGCCCAGAUUACUGGAUCAACCGCUCCGUCCAAAGCUCCUCCACUUCCUCGUCUGCUUCCUCCACCCUCUCCCAUGGAGAGCCCAAGACCCAGCCACAGCUCCAACCCGCUGCUUCCCUGUUGGCUGACGUACUGGCCCACACACGCAUAGAAAACAGCGUUCCCCCAGAUGUGACAUCCUCCACUCCCCAGGAGAGAGGGUCCAGGGUGGACCUGCCUCCGGCGGUCAGGGGUAUGAGCCGUGGACAGAGCCGCUCCAGCAUGCUGGACACAGCUGACGGAAAAAGAAAAGGCGUGCCAGUCAACAGCAGGGUGUCCACUAAGAUCCAGCAGCUGUUAAACACACUCAAACGGCCGAAGAGACCACCGCUCAGUGAAUUCUUCGUUGAUGACUCUGAGGAGAUCGUAGAAGUGCCCCAGCCGGACCCCAACACCCCAAAGCCAGAGGGACGUCAAAUCAUCCCGGUGAAGGGGGAGCCCCUCGGAGUGGUCAGCAACUGGCCUCCUGCUCUGCAGGCUGCUCUGGCCCGCUGGGGGGCCACCCAGGCCAAGAGCCCUGCCCUCACUGCUCUGGAUAUUACUGGCAAACCCCUCUACACACUCACAUAUGGCAAACUGUGGAGCCGCAGCCUGAAACUGGCGUAUACACUGCUGAAUAAACUGGGCACCAAGACAGAGCCCGUCCUACAAGCUGGAGAUCGGGUGGCGCUGGUGUAUCCAAACAGUGACCCUGGCAUGUUCUGGGUGGCUUUCUAUGGCUGCCUGUUAGCUGAGGUCAUCCCUGUGCCCAUUGAGGUACCGCUGUCACGACAGGAUGCAGGCAGCCAGCAGAUUGGCUUCCUGUUGGGCAGCUGUGGUGUUAGUCUGGCACUGACCAGUGAGGUGUGUCUCAAAGGGCUGCCCAAGACACCAAACGGAGAGAUCAUCCAGUUCAAAGGAUGGCCAAGGAUGAAAUGGGUAGUGACAGACACCAAGUACCUGACCAAACCAUCCAAAGACUGGCAGCCUCACAUCCCUACCGCCAACACAGACACCGCCUACAUAGAGUACAAAGCCAGUAAGGAGGGGACAGUGAUGGGAGUUGCUGUGUCCAAGAUCUCCAUGCUGACCCACUGUCAAGCCCUGACGCAGGCCUGUAACUACUGUGAAGGGGAGACGCUGGUCAAUGUGUUGGACUGCAAGAAGGAUAUGGGCAUGUGGCAUGGCGUCCUAACGAGUGUCAUGAACAGAAUCCACACCAUCACUGUGCCAUAUGCGGUCAUGAAAGCAUGUCCCAUGUCGUGGGUGCAGAGGGUCCACAUUCACAAAGCACGUGUGGCCUUGGUAAAGUGCCGUGACCUCCACUGGGCCAUGAUGGCCCACAAGGACCAGAGAGACACCAACCUGUCCUCCAUACGCAUGCUUAUUGUGGCUGAUGGAGCAAACCCAUGGUCUGUGUCGUCGUGUGAUGCCUUCCUGAAUGUGUUCCAGUCUCAUGGUCUGAAGCCUGAGGUGAUCUGUCCAUGUGCCACCUCUCCUGAGGCACUGACUGUGGCCAUACGCAGGCCUGGUGCACGAGGAGCUCCACUACCAGCCCGGGCCAUCCUGUCCAUGGCUGGCCUGAGCCACGGCGUGAUCAGGGUGAACACAGAGGACAAGAACUCUGCUCUCACUGUUCAGGAUGUGGGCCACAUCAUGCCUGGAGCUCUGAUGUGCAUUGUUAAACCAGACGGGCCUCCUCAGCUGUGCAAGACAGAUGAAAUAGGAGAGAUUGUGAUCAACUCUCGGGCUGGAGGCACCAUGUACUAUGGCCUGCCUGGUGUCACCAAGAACACAUUCGAGGUGAUCCCCGUCAACCAAGCCGGAGCACCCAUAGGAGAAAUUCCCUUCAGUCGGACAGGUCUGCUUGGAUUUGUAGGACCGGGCAGUCUGGUGUUUGUUGUGGGGAAGAUCGAGGGGCUGCUGAUGGUGAGCGGGCGCCGCCACAACGCCGACGACCUGGUGGCCACCGCGCUAGCUGUGGAGCCUGUCAAAACAGUUUACAGGGGGAGGAUUGCUGUGUUCUCGGUGACAGUGUUUUAUGAUGAGAGGAUAGUGAUUGUGGCAGAGCAGAGGCCUGACGCCAGUGAGGAGGACAGCUUCCAGUGGAUGAGUCGAGUUCUGCAGGCCAUCGACAGUAUCCACCAGGUUGGCCUGUACUGCCUUGCGCUCGUCCCAGCCAACACCCUCCCAAAGACGCCCCUUGGAGGCAUCCACAUCUGUGAAACCAAGCAGAACUUUCUGGAGGGCAACCUGCACCCCUGUAAUAUCCUCAUGUGCCCACACACCUGUGUUACCAACCUGCCCAAACCCCGGCAGAAACAGCCAGUGGAUGUCGGUCCUGCUUCUAUGCUGGUUGGCAACUUGGUGGCAGGGAAACGGAUCGCCCAGGCUACAGGCAGAGAGCUGGGUGUGGUGGAGGACCAGGAUCUGAUCCGCAAGCACCAGUUCUUGUCUGAAGCUCUGCAAUGGAGAGCUCAAACCGACCCAGACCAUGUCCUGUAUGUGCUGCUCAAUGCCAAGGGGGUGGCAGUGUGCACAGCCACCUGUGCUCAGCUGCACAAGAGAGCAGAGAAAAUCACAGCCACCUUGAUGGAGAGAGGAGGCCUCAACACAGGAGACAAUGUGGUGCUGCUUUAUCCGCCAGGUAUUGACCUGAUAGCUGCCUUCUACGGCUGCCUCUAUGCGGGGGUCAUCCCUGUGACGGUGAGGCCGCCCCACCCACAGAACCUGGCUGCUACUCUCCCCACUGUCCGCAUGAUCAUCGAUGUGAGCAAAGCAGCCUGCAUCCUCACCACUCAGCCCCUCAUGAGGAUCCUCAGGUCCAGGGAGGCAGCUGCCAGCGUCAACGUGAAGACCUGGCCGACUAUCAUCGAUACAGAUGAUCUCCCCAGAAAGCGGCCUCCGCACAUUUAUAAGCCCCCUACCGCUGAGAUGCUGGCCUACCUGGACUUCAGCGUGUCCACCACAGGCAUGUUGACUGGAGUCAAGAUGUCUCAUGCUGCAGUCAGUACUCUGUGCCGCUCCAUUAAGCUGCAGUGUGAGCUCUACUCCUCUCGCCAAAUAGCCAUCUGCCUAGACCCGUACUGUGGCCUGGGCUUCGUCCUGUGGUGCCUCUCCAGUGUUUACUCAGGUCACCAGUCCAUCCUCAUCCCUCCCCUGGAGCUGGAGAGCUCGCUGCCUCUGUGGCUGAGCACGCUCAGUCAGUACAAGAUCAGAGACACCUUCUGCUCCUACUCUGUCAUGGAGCUCUGCACCAAGGGCCUGGGCACCCAGACAGAGAUGCUGAAGGCGCGGGGUCUGAACCUGUCGUGCGUGCGGAGCUGCGUGGUGAUAGCAGAGGAGCGUCCUCGCCUCGCUCUCACGCAGUCCUUCUCCAAGCUCUUCAAAGAUCUCGGCCUGUCAUCGCGCGCCGUCAGCACCGCCUUUGGCUCCAGGGUCAACCUGGCCAUCUGCCUGCAGGGCACCGCUGGGCCAGACCCCUCCACCGUCUACGUCGACAUGAAGUCUCUGCGCCACGACAGAGUGAGGCUGGUGGAACGAGGAGCACCACAGAGUCUUCCACUCAUGGAGUCGGGCACCAUCCUUCCAGGGGUGAGGGUCAUCAUAGUCAACCCAGAGACCAGAGGCCCACUGGGAGAUUCGCAUCUUGGGGAGAUCUGGGUAAGCAGCCCUCACAGUGCCAGUGGCUACUACACCAUCUACGGGGAGGAGAGUCUGCAGGCGGAUCAUUUCAACACCAGGCUCAGCUUUGGGGAGCCCCAUACUCUGUGGGCCAGAACGGGCUACCUGGGCUUCAUCAAGAGGACUGAGCUGCUGGAUGCAAGCGGAGAUCGUCAUGAUGCCUUGUUUGUGGUCGGCUCCCUCGAUGAAACGUUGGAGUUGAGGGGCUUACGCUAUCACCCCAUCGACAUCGAGACAUCUGUAUCCCGAGCCCACCGCAGUAUUGCAGAAAGUGCCGUGUUCACAUGGACCAACCUGCUGGUGGUGGUGGCGGAGCUGAGCGGCUCGGAGCAAGAGGCCUUGGACCUGGUUCCCCUCGUCACCAACGUGGUCCUAGAGGAGCACCACCUCAUCGUCGGGGUGGUGGUCAUCGUGGACCCUGGGGUGAUUCCCAUCAACUCCAGGGGAGAGAAGCAGAGGAUGCACCUGCGGGACUCCUUCCUGGCCGACCAACUGGACCCCAUCUAUGUGGCCUACAACAUGUAAUCGCCCGUCGCCAGCUGAUGAAAAUGCAGAAAACUGAGCCAGGCUCUGACAUGAGGGAGAAGGAAUGUGGGGUGCGUUCAGUAGCAACCCCAAGGCUAAGCCUCAGACGCUCAUUCAAAACACCAAACAGCGUGGGAAAGCGAGUACUGCAAUGAGAACGUGCUUCCCUCUUCUUUGCUUCCACCUGCUCAAUCGCUGCAGUCCAGGUUCACUUAAAAUUUCGACUGAGGGGGAAGGAUAUUUUCUCUCCUCAUGAAAGUAGAUCCAUCCGUCAGCUGGAGGAAAUCCGCUCUUCAUCCUCUCCAUGCAUCCCACUUCUCCCCCAUUGCUCCAAUUCAUGUUUUUUAAAGACAUUUUAGUGACGUACUUUAAUCAAAGAAAGAAACCCUCCCCUCCUUCCAUUCCUUGGUUUUUAUCCUGAACAUUCAUCCUCGUGUGCUUGUUUUCCUUCUUUUUUUUUUUUUUUUUUAUUUAACCCCCUCCAUUCUUGAAGGCAGGAUGGCGCACUGGAACUGCUUAGAGGAGCUGGAACUUUCCCCUCUUGCACUUUAAGUCCUCGCACCUCUGAGUCCACUUCCUGUCUCGCCUGCCUCAAGGGGACACCCCCCCCCCCCUCCCUGUGUUUGCUGCUUUCACAAGAGCAAAUCCACAUCAGUAUUAAAAAAGUGCCACCAGCAAGUGCAGCCCACAGGGCCAGUCCUGACAUGUUACCCUCCUACCAGGUGCACCGUGGCUUCCACCUCCCGUCACAUUCUGUAAGUUUGCCAGCAGACGUGCGGUCGGCGCUCACACGUUACAAAAUGUCACUUGAAUUCUUUGUUGGUGUGGGAAAAGAAAGACUUGCUUCAUAAUCACACAAACCUGGAUAUUAAAGAUGACGAUUUCGGUGUGAGUAGGAGUCGGUCCGUUAGAUAGUUCUUAAGAUCGUUAAGUACUAAUCGUUUUUUAUCAAAGCACCGAUUUUCAGAAGCUGAAAGUUGAGUUGAAGCUGUGCCUGGUGUUUAGGUGUGCAUGCUAAUUUGGAGUGCCGUCAAUGUCAACAUGCAAAAAAAAAAAACAAGGAAAAAAAAAAACACUGUAACAAGCCAAGGAGUCACACAGCCGUGGAUCAGUUAGUUCAGCAGUGCGAAUGCUGAGUAUUUAGGUGGAGCUCAGCCCCAGUUUGUGCCUCUCAUGAGUUCAUGUUACAUUCAAGUCACAGUGCUGAAAGACUCUUAUUCUAACCAUUUGAAUGUCAAAAUACUCUGUCUACUGUGUGAUUUAAGAAAAAGUUCUGAUUGUAGUUUCUAAUCCAGUUACCCGGAAAUGACAGAUGGCGUUGAUUUAUUUUUUUGUUUAACUUUGUUAAACUGCACCAGAAAGAACAUUUUCUUCAUCACAUGGUUACAAGAGUCUUUGAGGAUUCUGUUGUUAGAGGACCUUCUGGUUUUUCUAAAGAUCACCAGGUUGUUAUUUUUCAUGAUGGUCAGUACUGUGAGUUGACUGUAACAGCACUAACAGGGAGAGGCACAGCUGACUGAUUUAAGCUUGACAUGAGUUGAAAAAAAAAAACCUCAACCUAAGGUCCCUUGUUCCAGAGCUUUCCUGCAUAUCACUCAGUCUUCAUUAGCAGAUAGAGUUUGCUCAGUUGUCACAGACUCCUCAGAAAAGUGCCCUGAACAGAGGAAGGAUUUGAGUGCAGUUCAUGAUGAGCAAACCGUCUGCUGGUGAUGACCAUGCCGUACAACUGAAAGCUCCAGAACCAGCCAGUAAGUGGACUUUGAGCUGAGAUUUUUUUGUGCAGAGUUUAUCAGGAUAAAAGUCACUUUUUUCCUGGCUUGAACUGAAGUGAGCCGCUAGCUUUCAGCCUGUGUGUAGUUUCCCUUGUUAAAGCAAAGAGCAUCUUUCAUUUAAUGCACCGUCGAUUAGAUAAACGUAGAUCAUCAGAAGGCAAGUCAGUGCCUUUUUACUGCACCGUUGUGACAUUUCCGAUCAUGGACUGUUGAAUUUCUACAACAACAAAAAAAAUCAAGAAUGAGGACAAAACUUUGCCUUACUAAACCUGUGGAACUUCAGUACUUUUUACGCUUAAUCCCUCAUUUCUAGCUGUAUUAUUACUGUAUUUAAAGAACUUUUCCACCAUUUUUCACUCGUGGAAUCAGAUGCCGGUUUGUAACUCGCAACAAACUCAUAUCACAUUUUUUAGGAGGGGGAAGGGCAGUCUCGUUCUUUUGCGAAGACGUUUGCAGUCACGCCUUUCUCAUUUCACCAUUACCAUUUAAACCAAUUCUUUCUGAAUGUCUGUAACACUGAAAAAAAUAUUAGGAAUGAACAACAAUCAGUAACCAACCCGCGAUUUAAAAAUGGCAGAAUCCUCCCUGUUUAAGAGGCUGGAGGUAAUAAAUGAGGGUAAGGAUGUUGUCUGUAUACUGUAUUUUAGAGGUCAAAUACUGUAUUACUGGUGUUAACGUGUACAUGGAUAUGAACUAUGUCGAUAAAAACUUGACUGAUCUUUCAUACUUGACAGCAUUUUUCUGCAUUGUUAAUUUAUCACAUUGCAAAAGAGAAAGGUUUCAGAUUAUUUUGGCAGGAACAAUGUGCACUUUCCCAAUAUCAUUUUACGUGCGUGUGUGUAUGUGUGUCCACGAGGGUGUGUGUGUGUGAGUGUGUCCAGUUUAACAGUGAUAUUUGGCUUUUCUGGUGCAACAAGGUUUGUCUUUUGUAAGAAAAUUAUCCCAGAAUAUUGAACUUUUUUUUAAUUCUUGUUUUUUUUAAAUGUCGCCUCCACUGUAUUUUAACCCUUUCCAUUCAAAAUUGGAAUCAAAUAUAUUUUAUAGGGGUUUCAUCAAUAUUUUCCUGAUGUAAUCUUUUCUUUAAAACUGCACAACUUCUGCAAACAGCUGGUUUGAUUUGGAAGCGGCUUGACAUACUGUACAGUGCAACGCACCAUAAACCACUUUUCAUUCAGUGACGGACACUGAGGAUAUGUAUGCGAGCCAGUAUCUGGGUUAGAGUUACUUGUGAAUAACAAAGUGAAGCUUCUGAGCUACUGUGUGAUAAUUGCUUUGUUGCUACUGUUUCACUCCGACAAAUUUUAAUAAAGUUUUAUAAUUUCAUGUUGGCCUUCAAGCCUUUUCAGUAGACAUUGGUGCUAUUAAAUAAGGGAAAGUUUGACAGACUUUUGUCCUCCAAUGUCAUAACAAAGGUGGUUUCUUCCUGGAUGCCCUCAUUGUGUGAAAAUAAGUCAUUCUUUUUCCAUGCCAACAUUUUCAAAGAUUUCACUCACUGCUCGGUUCUAGAACUGUUCAUCAUCACCAGGUUUCAUCAGCUCUGAUGAAAACCUCAACAGGUAACUCAACAUGGACAACUUGACAUAUCCACCAUUUCCAUUUUAAUAUUUAUUUCAGAUCAUGUUGUCGUGUUGUGAGGAAUGGCGUGCGUUUCAAACCUCCAAAGUUGUUCUAAGCACAAAAUGUACAUGUGAGGAAAUGAAAUUAGGAUCUUUCACACAAAACAACUCAAGGGCCCACAAUGUAUACCUCAAUGACUGUCUGUUCACUAUGCAUUGUCGAGCUGCAGCAAAGACAUUCUGAAUUAGUCAAUGGUGCGAUAACUUCUAACAACAUGUCUUACUUGACAAAAACACUGUCACACUGUCAUUGGAUGUGUUUCAUGUCAAAUAAAAAAAAAUCCUU
This is a messenger RNA of Chelmon rostratus (copperband butterflyfish), 8571 nucleotides long. It is a transcript of the gene dip2ba, whose product is annotated as disco-interacting protein 2 homolog Ba. The transcript has 39 exons. The coding region runs from base 152 to 4897 and encodes 1581 amino acids. Lineage: Eukaryota; Metazoa; Chordata; Actinopteri; Chaetodontiformes; Chaetodontidae. The record is from RefSeq and is a predicted model, not a curated record.